CGAGCUGGGGCGAUAGCCAAGGAGCUGUAGCCUCCUUGCCACUUCUGGAGCCGGGGCGGCGGGCACGCACCCUCGGCGGCCGCAGUGCCCUCGGGGCCCGCGAUGAUGGCGGAGCAGGUGAAAUGCGCCUCGGCAGCGGGCGGCUCCGGAGCGGGCUCGGGGCCGGUGGUGAACGCCGAGCUGGAGGUGAAGAAGCUGCAGGAGCUGGUGCGCAAGCUGGAGAAGCAGAACGAGCAGCUGCGCAGCCGGGCGGCCAGCGCGGCCGCCGCCCCGCACCUGCUGCUGCUGCCACCGCCGCCGCCCUCCGCGCCGCCCCCCGCCGGGGCCUGCAGCCCGUUGGGUCCGCGGAGUCCCCCGGCCUUGGCGGCCGCUGCCACCACCCCGGGGGCUCUGGGGCUCGGGCUGGCGCUGGGCGCUGGGGGUGGCAGCAGUGGUGGCGGCUCCAGCUCUGCGUUCUCGGGGACCUACUGCCUGCCCAGCCCCGCGCCCUCCCUGCUCUGCAGCCUGGCGCAGCCCUCCGAGGCGCCCUUCGUCUACUUCAAGCCGGCGGCGGGCUUCUUCGGCGCGGGCAGCGGCGGGCCGGAGCCGGGGGGCGCGGGGACACCGCAAGGGGAAGCCACCGCGCCACCCUCACCGCCCCCCACGCUGCUGGAUGAGGUGGAACCGCUGGACCUGGAGAGCCUAGCCGCCUGGAGGGACGAGGACGACUAUACAUGGUUAUACGUUGGCUCUUCAAAGACACUCACCUCAUCAGAGAAAUCCAUGAGUCCUUUGCAGUGGUGUAGACACGUCCUAGAUAACCCGACUCCUGAGAUGGAUGCAGCCAGACGUUCCCUGUGCUUUAGACUGGAGCAAGGUUACGCCUCCAGGGGCUCCCCUCUCAGUCCGCAGUCAUCUGUUGACAGUGAGCUGAGUACUUCAGAGUUGGAGGAUGAUUCUAUCUCCAUGGGGUAUAAAUUACAGGACCUCACUGACGUGCAGAUCAUGGCUCGUCUGCAAGAAGAAAGUCUCAGGCAAGAUUAUGCUUCUACUUCAGCAUCUGUCUCGAGACAUAGUUCCAGUGUAUCAUUGAGUUCAGGAAAAAAAGGGACAUGUAGUGAUCAAGAAUACGAUCGAUACAGUCUGGAGGAUGAGGAAGAGUUUGAUCAUUUGCCGCCACCCCAGCCUCGUCUUCCAAGAUGUUCACCUUUCCAAAGAGGAAUCCCUCACUCACAGACUUUCUCCAGCAUCCGGGAUUGUAGGAGGAGCCCCAGUUCCCAGUAUUCUCCUUCAAAUAAUUACCAGCAGCAACAGUAUUAUUCUCCUCAAGCCCAAACUCCAGACCAGCAACCAAAUAGGACCAAUGCAGAUAAGCUCCGAAGAAGUAUGCCUAACCUAGCUCGGACGCCUAGUACAACUGCGGUCAGCAGCAACAUUAGUUCUCCAGUCACCGUGCGGAACAGUCAGAGUUUUGACUCCAGCCUGCAUGGGGCUGGAAGUGGAAUUUCAAGAAUACAAUCUUGUAUUCCAUCACCAGGACAGAUUCAACACAGAGUCCACAGCAUGGGACACUUCCCAGUGUCUGUCCGGCAACCCCUUAAAGCCACAGCCUAUGUGAGUCCAACUGUUCAAGGCAGCAGUAAUAUGCCUUUAUCCAACGGCAUGCAGUUAUAUUCCAGCACAGGAAUCCCCACCCCGAACAAAGCUGCAGCUUCCGGGAUCAUGGGCCGCAGUGCACUUCCAAGACCUUCCUUGGCAAUAAAUGGCGGUAACCUGCCUCGGAGCAAAAUUGCACAGCCUGUCAGAAGUUUCCUGCAGCCUCCAAAACCUCUGUCUUCACUCAGCACGCUGAGGGAUGGAAAUUGGAGAGAUGGUUGCUACUGAUGCAGUUCUAUGUACCCUUGAAGAAUGGGAAAGAAGUGAAAAUGAGGGUUGUGUUACCUAGCUGGCUGGGUAACAGUGGAUGCUGGGAUAUUCUUUCCCUUUUGCAUUUUAACUUUACUGCAUUGUUUUUCAGUGGACCAAUCACCAGAGACUAAUUAUUGCACUUAAAUAUUUACCUGAGGUACUGCAACAUUCUCAGACCCAUGGUUGCAGUAUUGUGACACUUAGAUCUAGGAAGUUUUUGUAGAACUGCUCUGUACCUGAACACUUUUUGAGAGAAUUGAGAUGUAUCAAUAAUGCUUUGCCAUAUGAGUUUUUUUUAAAUAACCUGUUCAAUUUACUUACGUGUUCUAACCAUCUUUUCAUUAUGUUCUGUAUUUUAAUACAUUGGAUAUUUCCAACUGGGUUCUAUGACAUGCUUUGAAUCUUACUUUUUUAUAGUUUACAGGAAUUUUAUUUUUUGUGCCUAUUUUCUUUUUACACCUAUGUGAACCACUAUGGAACAACUUAAAAUUUGUGCCAUAAAAAUAUUUUUGUGGUAAGGUACUAUUUUUUUAGCUCUAGGGAUAUAUCAGCAAAAAUAUACCAUACAAUUUGAGACAUAAUUUUAUGUUAAAUGAGCACAAUGUAAUCUGAAGCAUUACGAGGAGAUAGCCAGACAGCAGAGUUCAAGGUCUUGUCUUUUUCAUUGUUAAUUUAUUAUCGUACAUGCGUUUCAUAUUUAUAAUGGCAUCACAAGCUCAUUGCACUCAAAACCUGCAAUGUUUGCUACUCUACCACAAUUGAUUUUCAAUACUUUAUUACAAAGGAUGAAACUGUAACAUUUUAUUAACAAUGCUUCUGGAAAUGAAUGCAUUUUAAAGCAAAUAAAUCUUUUUGAUAGACCUUUUACAAAAUCCAUUUGCACUAAUGAAUGCUUUCUUAUGGUAUAUGACUUAAUAUUUGUUACUGUGUACACUGCUGUUUUGGAAUGUUCAGAAAUAAAGACUCUAUUUCAGCAA
Castor canadensis (American beaver) is the source of this 2864-nucleotide messenger RNA. RefSeq names its product SLAIN motif family member 1 (gene Slain1). NCBI's taxonomy places the organism in Eukaryota, Metazoa, Chordata, Mammalia, Rodentia, Castoridae. Gene Ontology annotation, cellular component: microtubule plus-end. Gene Ontology annotation, biological process: microtubule nucleation; positive regulation of microtubule polymerization; cytoplasmic microtubule organization. The record is from RefSeq and is a predicted model, not a curated record.